This is a messenger RNA of Lacerta agilis (Sand lizard), 502 nucleotides long. RefSeq names its product apolipoprotein C-II-like. The record is from RefSeq and is a predicted model, not a curated record. Gene Ontology annotation, biological process: positive regulation of phospholipase activity; positive regulation of phospholipid catabolic process; high-density lipoprotein particle clearance. Gene Ontology annotation, molecular function: lipoprotein lipase activator activity; phospholipase binding; phospholipase activator activity. Bases 70 to 369 code for a protein of 99 amino acids. NCBI's taxonomy places the organism in Eukaryota, Metazoa, Chordata, Lepidosauria, Squamata, Lacertidae. Gene Ontology annotation, cellular component: chylomicron; very-low-density lipoprotein particle; spherical high-density lipoprotein particle. The transcript is spliced from 4 exons.
UUUUAGGUCUCCCUAACAGCAAAGAAGAAGGAACGCGGCAAUUUAAACUGAGAGGCAGCGGUUGUGAAAAUGGAUCUGAAACUUGUGGCCGUGUCGAUCCUGUUGGUGCUAUUCUGCUCAGAAGUCUCCAGCUUUCGCGUUCAGAAACGAGAAGCCCAGGAGCCGGAAGUGUUCGCUCAAGUUAAGGAGAAAGUCACAGGCGCCUGGAGUCAAAUUUCCAGCACAGCCCAGGGCUGGCUAGAGAAAAUCCAAAAUCUGGAAGUCACAAAGCCAAUAAUAAAUAUGUACGAAAGCAGCAUGUCAAAGAUUAGGACCUACACGGACAUACUCUCCGACCAAGUUUACCACCUGAUGCAAAGUGAGAGUUAAUGUCGUCCAGCUUUCUCCCUUCUGCAGAGACUAGUCGCUGAGGCUCGGGGAAGCCUUCGUUUUUUCAUACGUUUUGCGUGUAAAGAUGCUCCAAUGCUUAGGAAAUGAAUAAAGCUCCUUUCCUGCUGAAGUG